This is a messenger RNA of Morus notabilis, 2284 nucleotides long. RefSeq names its product pentatricopeptide repeat-containing protein At1g62260, mitochondrial. Lineage: Eukaryota; Viridiplantae; Streptophyta; Magnoliopsida; Rosales; Moraceae. Gene Ontology annotation, biological process: RNA modification. The transcript has 2 exons. The coding region runs from base 207 to 2249 and encodes 680 amino acids. Gene Ontology annotation, molecular function: protein binding; RNA binding. The record is from RefSeq and is a predicted model, not a curated record.
UGCUGAAAUCUUCCAUAAGCGCCUGCCAUGCCCCCUUACAAGGAUUUGCAGUUGCUUCUAUUUCCAAAUGGUGGAUCGCAAGUAGAGAAUGCAUUUUGCUCUUUUUCCUUGUACAGGAAUCAGCUUUGCCAAUGAGCAACUUGUAGUCCAAAUGCCCAAAAGAAAAUCCCUUGCGACUUGCUCUGAAGAUUCACCGCACUCCUUCAAUGACCAAUGUAGCGAUUCGUCUGAGGAAGACGCUAAUGGGCACUGCAUACGCCGUCGUUUUGGGAAUGCCUUCUUCACGGCAUCUCUGUCAGUGUCCAGUCUCCAUCUCCAAAUCCCAGAGAGCGUCCUCAACAUUCCGUCGUUUUUCCUCAACUUCGAAACCCAAUAGUUUAGUUCCCAAUCCAAAUCUAGACUUGAAAUUCUUGAACAAAAAGAUCUCACAUUUGAUCCGAAGUGGUCGGAUUGGCGAAGCGAGGGAAGCGUUUGAUGGAAUGAAGCACCGCAAUGUUGUCACGUGGAACUCAAUGAUGAGUGGAUACGUGAAACGCAGAGAGAUGGCGAAAGCACGCAAGUUGUUUGAUGAAAUGCCUGAGAGAGACAUUGUCUCGUGGAAUUUGAUGAUAUCGGGGUGUAUGUCGUGUCGGGGAAGUAGGGAUAUUGAGGAAGGUAGGAAGUUGUUUGAUCAAAUGCACGAGAGAGAUUGCGUUUCUUGGAACACGAUGAUUAGCGGGUACACCAAGAAUGGGAGGAUGUCUCAGGCAUUGCAGCUUUUUAAUGCUAUGCCGGAGAGGAAUGUUGUCUCCUGGAAUGCAAUGAUUAGCGGGUUUUUGCUGAAUGGGGACGCGGUGCGUGCUAUUGAUUUUUUCGAUAAAAUGCCUGAGCGUGAUGACGCUUCACGAAGCGCACUAGUUUCGGGUCUUGUUCGAAAUGGUGAGCUGGAUGAAGCUGCAAGGCUUUUGCUUGAAUGGGGCAAUAAGGAUGUUGGAAGAGAAGAUUUGGUUCAUGCUUAUAAUACACUCAUUGCUGGUUAUGGCCAGAGAGGUAGAAUUGAGGAAGCACGACGCCUGUUUGAUGAAAUCCCGUUUUAUUGGGGUGAGCGGAAGGAAUGCAGUAAGAGGUUUGAGAGAAAUGUGGUGUCUUGGAAUUCCAUGAUAAUGUGCUAUUUGAAAGUGAAAGAUAUUGUAUCUGCCAGGCAACUUUUCGACCAACUGACAGAACGGGAUACCUUUUCUUGGAACACCAUGAUUACCGGAUAUGUUCAAAUGUCGGAUAUGGAUGAGGCCUCUAACCUCUUCCGGAAAAUGCCAAACCCUGACGUGCUGACAUGGAAUUUAAUGGUCUCAGGGUUUGUGCAGAUCGGUAGUUUAAAAGUUGCCUGUUAUUAUUUUGAGAGGAUGCCACAGAAGAACCUGGUCUCUUGGAACUCCAUUAUAGCCGGAUAUGAUAAAAAUGAGGACUAUAAAGGAUCAAUUAAAUUAUUCACCCAGAUGCAACAUGAAGGAGAGAAACAUGACUCUCACACUUUAUCUUCACUUCUCAGUGCUUCUACUGGUUUGAUGGAUCUGCAUCUGGGUAGGCAGGUUCAUCAGCUGGUAACAAAGACUGUUCUUGCAGAUGUGCCAAUAAACAACUCCCUCAUAACCAUGUACUCGAGAUGUGGGGCAAUAGAGGAGGCGCGAACCAUAUUUGAUGAGAUGAAAUUGCGGGAUGUAAUUUCCUGGAAUGCGAUGAUCGGAGGCUAUGCAUCUCAUGGUUUUGCAGCAGAGGCUUUAGAGCUUUUCGCACUGAUGAAACAUCUCAAAGUUCAACCUACUCACAUAACAUUCAUUGCGGUGUUGAAUGCAUGUUCGCAUGCGGGGUUAGUUGAAGAAGGCAGAAGGCAAUUCGAUUCGAUGAUCGGUGAAUUUGGUAUUGAGCCACGCAUUGAACACUAUGCGUCUCUCGCGGACAUCCUUGGCCGGCAUGGGCAGCUCCAUGAAGUCAUGGACUUGAUCAAGAGAAUGCCAUUGGAACCAGAUAAAGCGGUUUGGGGAGCAUUACUAGGUGGGUGCAGAAUGCAUAACAACGUAGAGUUGGCUCAAAUUGCGGCUCAAGCUUUAAUGAGGAUUGAACCAGGAAGUUCAGCUCCCUAUGUUUUGUUGUAUAAUAUGUAUGCCGACGCAGGACAAUGGGGUGAUGCUGCCAGGGUUAGAUUGACAAUGGAAGAGAAUAAUAUCAUAAAGCAACGAGGAUAUAGCAGGUUGCAGGUGACUUUGUUAUGACAGACGUGGCGUGGGGCGUCUCCAAAAUGGUUGCG